AUGACUACUAAAACGGAGAUAAUAAAACCUAGUACUGUAAAAGUUUAUGAAUUAGAUGAUUACGAAAAGUUACUAAAAGGUGUAAAAGUAGCAGCAUGUAUGAUAACCGAGUCACAUCAAGUUGUGGAUGAAGCAAGUGUGAUUAAGCGUCUUAGUGCUUUAACUCUUAAUGGACCUUCUGAUGGCAAUUGCUGCUCUUGCUGUGGAGUUGGUCCAUUCGAAUCAAGAGCCCAACAAACAGCACAUUAUAAAAAUCAUUGGCACACUCAUAAUUUAAAACGAAAGUUAUUUGGUAAAGCAGCUUUGACUUUAGGUCAAUUUAAUUCUAAACAAGAUGAUUCCAGUGUAUCAGGUAGCGAUUCUGAAACAGAAUAUACAGGAAAUAAUCCUCCAAGUGAUCUUUUUGCUGCCGCCACUCGUCAUUGUAAAGCAUUUUUUACCAACCAAAAGGGAAAAGUUUUCUGUAUAUAUAGAUGCAUAUUACACCAUAAAAAGGAAGAACUGUCAACUGAUGGAGAAGGUGACGCGUGGAUAGAGAGGUGCCAGCGACUCACCAUUCCUGGUUUCCAACGAUGGGCUGUUCUAAUGGUUUCUGGCGGCCGUUUUGCCGGUGCCAUUUUCUCUGGUGGUGUGGUAGUGUUGCACAAGACCAUGCAUUCGUAUGUAACAAGGCGUGGGCAAGGACAGUCGCAGAUAUCGAGAGACCAGCAUGGAAACGCGCCUCGAUCAGCCGGAGCUAGCUUGAGGAGAUAUAACCAGGCGCAGUUUUUAGAGCACGUCCAAGAUAUAAUGGCUAGUUGGACAGAGGAUCUGAAAGGUUGUUACCUAGUUCUGUACAGAGCAGUGGGUUCGGUGAACCAAUCAGCUUUGUUCGGGAAGAAUUCACCAAUAAAUAGAGAUGAUAUGCGAGUUAGAGCAUUACCUUUCCCUACAAGGAAACCUACAUAUAAAGAAGUCCAGAGAGUACACGAGACAGUUGCUAGUAUUGAAGUGUAUGACACAAUGGAGCUCUUCCAAAGGGCCUUAAUAGCUUCAACAAGCAAGUCCACGACAAAAACUAACAGUGAUACAAGUGUUGAACGCAGUAAGAAAUCACAGAAGAGUCCCAACAAACCUAUAGACAGAGCUAAAUCUAGAGAACGAGCCCCACGCGAAUUACCAACUGCAAUAUUAUCAAGUGAAGACGAAGGGCCAUGUUUCAUAGAUUCAGAAACACCUGUUGGUUGGAUAAAAAUCCUUUCAGAGCAAAGUUCUAAUGGUGUGAUAACGAACUCUAGAAAAGAUCUAUUAAAUGAUAGUGCCUUAAAAAGUGAUAAUUCAGAUAGUGAAGAAGAAAACUUAGAAAAGAAAGAACAGACCGUUAAGAAGAAAAAGAAGAAGAAACCCGAAGAAAAAGAUAAACAAGCCAAGAAAGUGCCUGUCAAUACUGUGAAAAUAUCAGCAAAUGUUAAAAAGAUGUGGAAGCUCAUAUCAGACGAGCAGCUGACCUCGCUGGAGACGAUUCUAGAAGGUCUGGAGGAGGGCGAGCUGCAGAGCGCGUGCAACACGGCGGACCCGCGCGACGGGAACACCGCGCUGCACAAAGCUGCCAUCGCCUCCAAAUCUAAUAUGGUCACAGAGCUGCUCUCAGCGGGCAGCGACCCCUGCGUGAAGAACCACCAGCAGCAGACGCCGUACGCGGCGGCGCCGCACCACGACACGCGCGUAGCCUUCAGACUCUUCCAGGCGCAGUAUCCUGACAAAUAUAACUAUAAUAAGUCACAAAUUCCGGGUCCCGUAACUCUAGAACAGUUAGAACAAGAGAAGGAAAAGAAAGCUCAGCAGAAGCGAGCGAAGCGGCAGAGAGAGAAGGAGAAGCAGGCGGAGAAGAAUCAGACAAAUAAGUUCUUGCAAAUGACUGAUGCUCAAAAGGUGAAAGCAGAGAUGAUGAGAUGUUUCCUUUGCGGCGUACAUCUCCCCAAACCGCCAUUUCAAUACGAUAAUUACCAAUUUUGUACAAUUCGGUGUUUGCAAAAUCAUAGAAAUCUUAGGCCUCUCCAUAAAUCCGCU
Brenthis ino (lesser marbled fritillary) is the source of this 2049-nucleotide messenger RNA. Lineage: Eukaryota; Metazoa; Arthropoda; Insecta; Lepidoptera; Nymphalidae. The record is from the annotation of a GenBank genome assembly.